This is a messenger RNA of Anguilla anguilla (European eel), 4302 nucleotides long. It is a transcript of the gene hycc1, whose product is annotated as family with sequence similarity 126 member A. Bases 1232 to 2785 code for a protein of 517 amino acids. Gene Ontology annotation, biological process: phosphatidylinositol phosphate biosynthetic process; protein localization to plasma membrane. The transcript has 11 exons. Gene Ontology annotation, cellular component: plasma membrane. The record is from RefSeq and is a predicted model, not a curated record. NCBI's taxonomy places the organism in Eukaryota, Metazoa, Chordata, Actinopteri, Anguilliformes, Anguillidae.
AAAAAAAAAACAUAAUAUGACAUAAUACUAUACAGAGAUGUGGACUAAUAUAGCCUGUUGGUGUUUGUUGUGGUUCGGUUGUGACUUAAGCUCUGCAUUAUGUUUGUCUAGAUCUCAUUGUGUUUGCUUUUGAAACACCAAACUUGGCACCUUGACUUAAAUUUUGGUGUGCUGCCUAAUGCCUGCACCACCUUAGUCCCAAGCAUACCUGUGUCCUAACAACCUAAUUAUGUCGGCUUGCUUUCAUCUUUUUGCUUUAUGUUUUUAAUCAUACCUGACGCGGUAGUAAACGUCCAAACUCCAGAGGCCAUCUCUGGAUAUCUGGUUGUAAACUGUAAAAAAAAAAAAAUUAAAAAAAGUGACUGUGAUGUCAGCCAGGGACUCUCCAGGGGCUUGCAGACAGCCUGUUGAAUCUGAAAGCAGAAGUGCAGUUUUUGUGCCGCCAUGUUGUAAAAUUUGUAGCCAGAGACUGCGCAGUAGGGAGAAGGGGGGACCCUUAUUUGGUCAUGAAGUUUGGGCUGGGUCUGGGUCGUCUGCUAAGCUUGUGAGCCACACCCCCCCCCCCCCCCAUCCAAGUGAAAUGGCAGUGAAACUUUCUUUCCCUGAUUGGUCCACAAAAUAUUUUAAAAAAUUGUCCAAAUGACACAAUAACUAAACAAACCAGCACACAGGGAGACAUUAGACACAGAAAAAAACACCUAUUGCGACUACAUGUGUUCUGGGGAAAAAGAACAACCCCUGGGCUAUACAUGCUUUGAUCCGUUCCUAUGGCAAUUAUUUUUGAAAUAAUUUGGUGUUGCCUGACGACCCCAGGGCCUUAAGCAGCCAGUUCUGUUGAUUGUGUCGGGCAGGCUCUGCACACACAUAUAUGUAUGAUACAUUUCAUAAUUGUGUUUAUAUAGAAUGGAGAGUGUAAAGAAGUCCUCUCUCUCUCUCGCUCUCUCUCUCUCUCUCUCUCUGUCUCUCUUGCCCUGGAGCUCCCUUCCCUCUGAUUGGUACGUUUCCUUCCUGGCCCCGCCCCCCCUGUCUGUUAGAGGGAAAAUGACUCAGUGAGUGCCUGGACCUGCUUGCUGGUGUGUGGGCAGGCAGGACAGGAAAUGUGAGUGUGUUAUUAGGCCGACAGUGCCGUGGGUGUGCCUGUGGUGAGGGUUUGGGUUUCCUGGCUGUUCACCUGCAGCUUCAGACUUUCCUGUGCACGCUGUUGAAGUCGCCCAGAAGCGGAUGCGGGAAGAUGUUUGCUAUGGACCAGGGAGUCGUAGGAGAGUGGCUGGCUGAGUUUAAGACUCUUCCGGAAGCGGCUGUAUCCGGCUAUGCUGCCUCCCUGAAGGAGAAGACCUCUCUGGUUCCCGCUCUCUACAAGGUCAUCCGGGAGAAUUACAGUGAUCUGCUGGAGCCGGUGUGCCACCAGCUCUUUGAGUUCUACCGCAGUGGGGAGCCGCAGCUGCAGCACUUCACCCUGCAGUUCCUCCCGGAGCUGCUCUGGAGCUACCUGUCCGUCACCUCCAGCCGCGACCCCCACUGCAGCGGCUGCAUCGAGGCGCUCCUGCUGGGCAUCUACAACCUGGAGAUCGUGGACAGAGACGGCCAGAGCAGAGCGCUGUCCUUCACUGUCCCGUCCCUGUCCAAACCGUCGGUUUACCACGAGCCCUCCACCAUUGGCUCCUUGGCCCUGACGGAAGGGGCUCUGGCCAAUCACGGGCUCAGCCGGGUGGUGUACAGCGGACCCCACCUCCAGAGGGAGACGUUCACGGCGCAGAACCGUUUCCAGGUCCUGACGUUCCUCCUGCUCUGCUACAACGCUGCCCUGAGCUACAUGACCGCUCUGUCGCUGCAGUCCCUGUGUCAGCUGGGCUCCAGGGUCUGUAUCUGCGGCUACCCCCGGCAGCAGUUAAGGCGCUAUAAAGGAAUCAGCUCCAGGAUGAUGGUGUCUUCAGACUUCCUAGUGCAGCUUAUCACUGGCAUCCACUACGCCCUGUGUAAUGGAGAGUCAGAUCUGGGCUCUAAAGCUCUGGAGGACGUGCUGUACAGGGCGCAGCUGGAGCUGUUCCCUGAGCCGCUGCUGGUGGGGAACGCGAUCAGGUCGUCGCAGCGCGGGGCGGCGCUGAAGUCCAAUAAGGAGGGCCCGCGCUGCAUCCAGGUGGAGAUCACGCCCAGCGCCUCGCGCAUCUCGCGCAACGCCGUCACCAGCAUGUCCAUCCGCGGCCACCGCUGGAAGCGGCACGACGCGGUGGAUCUGGUUUCCCCGGACGACCUGAUGGAGAUUGCGGAGGUGGACGAGGGGUUCUGCGUGAGAUCGGCCGGCGACGGCCCCCCCUCCAUCACGGUCAGCGCCACGCCCUCCGGGGGGGGGGCCAAGAGCUCGGGGAAGAGCCAGCGCAGGCUCGGGGGGGGCAAGGCCAGCAGCCGGGACGGGUCGGAGGGCAGCCGGGAUCACCCGUCCCGCAGGCAGCAGGCGGGGGCGGGCGCGGGGGGGCGGGCCAUGAGCGAGAACCUGGAGCUGCUGUCACUCAAACGGCUCAACCUCACCUCCAGCCAAUCGGUGCCCAAGCCGGCCGCCCUCGGCCUGUCCCACGCCGGCAGCGUGGUCUUCUCCCGCUCCUUCGAGCAGGUCAGCAACGCGCUGGCGGGAGGCCCCGCCCACGGCCACGGCCACGGCCACGCCCCGCCCAGCCGCUACUCCGCCUGCAGCCUCCAGGAGGAGCGAUUGGCCCCGGACCCCCUCAGCCCCGCCCAGCACAAACGCCCCUCCCCCAGCAGGAGCAUCCACCUCUCCACUGAUAUUUGACCCCAGAUCCUCACCUUACCCCCCCUCCCAGCCAGAACUGCCCCUUACUCUACCCCCCUCCCAGCCAGAAUCGCCCCUUACUCUGCCCCACUACCAGCCAGAACUGCCCCUUACUGCCCCCCUACCUAGGCCUAAGCACAUACCAGUGAGGACCAUGGAUUCCCCCCCUGCCCCCCCCCCCCCCCCCCCCCCCCCCCACCCCUUCCUGCACUGCACUGCCAGCAUACCCGCUGCCUAAAGACUUGAGGACACCACUUUCUGGAGUUCCCCUAACUGCCCCAAACUGCCCCACGGAAGCCAUGGUUCCCCCCUCGUCCCGCCCAAUGUGCUGCAGGCAUCCAUUAAUAAACAUGCCUGCAGCCCCGGAACAAACCCCCCUCCCCUACCCCGGCCUGCACUGCCCCCAGUGGCACUGAGCCAUAACUACAGCACCUUAGAGUCUGAUGCGUGUUGGAUAGAUAAGUCCUCCCUCAGAACCUAUUUUGAGUGCGGUCCAUGUGUUUGAUGCCCCCCACCCCAGGUACUGUGCAGGUAUUAUUACUGUACUAUUUAGGUGUUAUAAAUGAUGUGUAUUUUUGACCUGCGGAGGUGCUCUGUGUGCUGUUUUUACGCGGAGGGCGAAGUGUAGCUGUAGUGUUUCUGAAUGUUCCCGGGCUGUUGGAGAACACUGCGAGACGCGGUGUGUGUGCGAUGGAAUGUUCCGGUGGGAGACACUAGCGUUGGGAAAAAGGACAGAUGCACUGUUUUACAAAAAUAUAUAACGAGGGCACAAAUCCGGAAGUCACUCCUGUUUGCAGUACAGCACAACGUGUGUUAACGCUACACUGUAAACCACUCCUGCAGUAGAGUGUUUUUUUCCCUUUAACCCGAAAAGCCCUGUAAAAUUAGGAACCAAAAAUAAGUCCUUGUUUACAUGAGUAACUGGUGCAGUCAUGCAGUAGAAGCAAUACCACUGUCAUGCUCCCGAGUCCUGUGGUUUGUAUCUCGGACUUCUGUGGCCGGGGUUCGGAGAUUAGUGUUAUUUUGUAUGCUGUAAAGGACAGAGGAAAGGCAGUAUUACAUUGCCAUGGAAACUUUUUAAGAGCACAGACAUCCCAGAAAGCCAAACUUCUUUCCUUUCGCCCAUUUAUUAUCAUUCAAUCCUUUUCGUCUUUUUCCUAUUUUAAAUUUUUACAAUGGUCUGGUGUUCGUUUACUUGGUUUUUCAUCUUUUUCUCGUAAAAAAUGACAUGAAACCAAGCACUGUGGUACAUUAUCGUCGGUUUAAGAAAGAUUUCCUCCUUUUUUGUCAGUUUUGGUAAACUUAGAGAAACGUGUGUAUUAGGUACAUUCCCAAGAGAUGUCAUAUUUUUGUGAAUAAGUGAAAGAAUAACAAUCAAAAUCUGUAUUUUUGUUUACAGAAAGUGGAAAUACUCUUGUGAAUUGUACAGAUUAUUGUACUAAGGUUUUUGCAUUUUGUCUGAAAAUAACUGAUUGCUAUCGCUUCACAAAAUAAAGUGUUUAUAUAUUUCAAACGUU